Molecule: messenger RNA, 169 nt
Organism: Tauraco erythrolophus (red-crested turaco)
Lineage: Eukaryota; Metazoa; Chordata; Aves; Musophagiformes; Musophagidae
Source: RefSeq, a predicted model, not a curated record
GACGAGGCCGAGUCUCCCGUCGCCCCCACAGGACGUCCCCUCCUUGGAGGAGAAGAUGAGUGAACUGGACGUGAACAACGACGGGGAGCUGAAAUUCGGCGAGUACUGGCGGCUGAUCGGGGAGCUGGCGAAGACCAUGCGGAGGGAGAAAGUGGGGAAGAAGCAGUGA